Capsella rubella is the source of this 2527-nucleotide messenger RNA. Its product is annotated as F-box protein AFR. NCBI's taxonomy places the organism in Eukaryota, Viridiplantae, Streptophyta, Magnoliopsida, Brassicales, Brassicaceae. The coding region runs from base 1336 to 2454 and encodes 372 amino acids. Gene Ontology annotation, molecular function: protein binding. The record is from RefSeq and is a predicted model, not a curated record. The transcript is spliced from 4 exons.
AAAAGACAGAAAAAAAAAAAACAAAUCAGCCAGAAGGAAGAUAGCACCUUGCUACAUGUGCUUACAGUGAAUCUAACAGGAAAUAGGUGAAAAGACAGAAAAAGAAAAAAAACACAACACCAAUCAGCAUUUUGCUUAUGAGCAGGAAGGAAGAUAGCACAGAAACUUUGCUACAUGUGCUUACAGUGUAAGCUUUCAGCUUCAUCUUCUUUUUGUUUUCUAACUCUUUUUUUUUACUAUCUUAGGAUCACAGAGAUCAAGAACAGGGAAACAUAAAUAGACUGAAUACUUACUCUUUUUAUACUCUGAUUUAGGAAAUUAUUAAGGAUCUCCUGUUUUUGGAACAUUUUACAUUCAGUUAAUAUACAUAUUAGCUUUCGUUUGCGAGACUUAUCCAAGCUGGUAAGUGCUUUAGAGAUUUUGUUAGGUUAUGUCAAGGGAGAGAACAUAUAUCUCUCUGAGUAUGUUCUAAAAUCUGUUCUUAUCACUUUGAUUCCGUUUUAAGAAAUGAGAGUUUUGGGUUAGAUUUCUUGUGUUUGUGUCUCUUUAAAUUGAACAAUUCUGUUAGGUACACCAUAACAGGUCAAGAGUCAAGACCUUCCAAACCUAGGCCCCUCUUUUAUAUGGUAUUUGGAUAACCCUGAAUGAGUGAGCUACUGCUUCUGAUGCUGUGAGCAGUAAAACGAGAAGACUUAAGUAGCAUUAAAAGGACCAAAUACAGUAUCGAGAUCACGAAAAUGAUGUUCACCAGCUAAGGAAUCCAAGAUUUGAAACAUGAAUCAGGGAACAGCUCCAAAGAGAGAUGACUAUUGAGAUUAGCUGAUGUUUUAAUCUAGAGGGAAACUCUUGCUUGCUAAUUUGGAACUUGAUUUCAUGCAUCCUCCAUCUCAUCUUCAUUAACACUGCUACUUCUUGUGCAGGCCAAGAACCUUCAAUGUCUUUGUAGACUUGUAUCAAGUCCUAACAUCUUCAACUUUGCAUCCUCCAUAGCACUCAAAACUCCCAACCAAAUUAGCAACCAAACAUGACUUCAAGAACAAUGUUCCUAAUAACAAAACUGUCUCUAUGAACAGUAACUACAAUUAUAACUAAUACAUAUACACGUAACGUUGGCUCCAUAUACCACAAACGUGGACUCAUGUGUAACCACAAGUUUUCUCGAGACUCUCAACCAUCCACCGUCCCAUGUCGUAAUUAUGCGAAUGUGACCCUUCAUCAAUCAAUCUUACUACAUUCAUGGAUUCGUACCCUUUUUCCCAUAAUUAAACAUUUUUUAUAUCUUUUUUUUUUUCACAAACUCAUCUUCUUGAAUCAAUCUCAUCAAAAACAAAAACAAUGGCAGAAUCAGAAACUAGGGCAAACCUAAACACCAUUAAAGAUCAAGAACAUCAAGAAACCAUAACAAAAACUCAGCCAUUGAUCCCAGGUUUACCAAACGAGAUCGCUGAGCUUUGUCUUCUUCGUCUUCCUUACCCUUACCAUGCUCUGUUUCGCUCUGUUUCAUCUUCAUGGAACAGAACUAUUACAAACCCUAGAUUCCUCUUCUCCAAGCAAUCUCUUUCUAUCUCUUCUCCUUACCUCUUCGUCUUCGCUUUCAACAAAUCAACGGCUAAGAUUCAAUGGCAAUCCUUCGACCUCGCAUCUGGCCGUUGGUUUGUUUUGCCUCCUAUGCCAAACUCUUUCACCAAAAUCUCGUCUCCUCACGCUCUCUCCUGCGCGUCGAUUCCACGUCAGGGGAAGCUCUUUGUCCUCGGCGGCGGAGAUUGUAACCGCUCCGCCGUAGUUUAUACGGCUUUGACGAAUCGUUGGUCGUGUAUUUCUCCGAUGAUAAGUUCGAGAACGUACUUUAACGCCGGGAAUGUUAACGGUAAAAUCAUGGCCGUUGGUGGGAGUGUUGACGGUUUUGGAGAAGCGACGACGGAAGUUGAAUCGUACGAUCAAGAAACCGACACGUGGACGGCUGUGAAGAGAGUGCCGAUGGUGUUGGCUAAGUAUGACUCAGCAGUGAUCGGGAAAGAGAUGUGUGUGACGGAAGGGUGGGCGUGGCCGUUCAUGUUUCCGCCGAUGGGACACGUGUACGAUUCAGAUGAAAACACGUGGCGUGAGAUGAGCGGUGGGAUGAAAGAAGGGUGGACGGGGGUGAGCGUAGUGAUCCAUGGGAGGCUCUUUGUGAUCUCCGAGCACGGUGAUUUCCCGAUGAAGGUGUAUUUCUCGGAGGAUGACACGUGGAGGUACGUAAGUGGUGAGAAGCUUCCCGGAGAGAAGAUGCGGCGGCCUUUCGCCGUGACGGGAGCUGGGGAUCGUGUGUUUGUGGUGGCGGGUGGGAUUAAUGUAGCGGAGGGGAGAGUGAGUGAGGGGCAAAAUGGGGAAUUUAGCGUUGAGUGGAGGAUGGUUUCGUCUCCUCAAAGUUUUGUUCAUUUUUCACCUGCUAGUUGCCACGUGUUAUAUGUCUGAUUUAUAUUUUCUAUUUUUAUAUUUUACUAGGCUAGUACCUUCAUCUAUUCUUUAUAUAAUACUAGUUUAGUAC